CAGCGUCUGUGUUUGUGCGUGUGUAUGUAUGUAUGAGUGCGUGCGUGCGUGCUAGUGUGCGUGUUCUCGCGCUUGUGUGUUUCUGGUUGCAAGUGAGCGUGUUCUUGUGACAUUGAUGAUAUCCGGUCCGGGUGGAGAUUACUGGUAACCUUUUUCUGUCCCGCUGGCAGGCCUACCACGUGACCGCUCGGGUCCUGAUGCUGCUGUCACCAGGGGUUAUUUGCAAGAAGCUCAUUGGGGCCACGUGCAAGUCGCGUAAACGGGCGCGUAGCCGCUGUGGUUGAACCCCCCCACCCUCCCCAUUUCUCUGCCAGUGAAAAGCCCCGCUUCGCUAGGGCAGGCCGAGGUAGCAGCUCGCAGCUCGGCUGUGAAACACGGAAACUCGUGCGGCAGAUUAAAACGAUGUAGGCUCCAGCGAGGACGGAGGAGAGGAGGACACACACAACCCGAGCGGGACGUUGAGAUUAUCGAAUUGUGGCGUUGCGUAGUUUUAGGGAUUUCUUUUAAAUGGGAAAUCUGAUGGGCAGUUGGCGUUACAAGGAGCCGAGCACAGUGGAGGAAUGCGACUCGACGUGGGGGUCGGACUCGGAGAGCGACGACCCGCCGGUGGAGGCUGCAGAAGGAAGCGGCAUCUCCGGGUCUGUCGGUCCGGCCGAGAUGGGUCGAUGCUCGGUCGACCCCGGCGACAUGUCCCUGCAGCUGUCAGAAUCUCCACAGUCCGCCCCGAAAAUGAAGAGGAGCUUCUACGCUGCCAGAGAUCUAUACAAGUACCGACACAGCUACCCGAACUACAAAGAGUCCAGGCAGCCGAGUGAAUUCCGCAACCUGCGCUUUUACCUGAACAAGAUCCCUCUGAUUCCAGAUGGCAUCUACAUAGAGGAGAUUCUCACAAAGUGGAGAGGAGACUACGAUAAACUGGAGCACAACCACAAUUACAUCCAGUGGCUUUUCCCGUUAAGGGAACAAGGGCUUAACUUCUACGCACAAGAACUGACUCAGGACGAGAUCAAAGAAUUCCAAACUACUCGAGAAGCCAAGCGGCGUUUCUUAGCGGCCUACGCGCUGAUGCUGGAAUUCUACGGCGUGCGGUUACUGGAUAAGAGCGGCAGCGUUGCCCGCGGUCCCAACUGGCAGGACCGUUUCCAGCACCUCAACGAGUCGCAGCACAACUAUCUCCGCAUCACGCGCAUCCUCAAGUCCCUGGGCGAGCUGGGCUACGAGGCCCUCAAGGGCCCGCUGGUGCGGCUGAUGCUGGAGGAGUCGCUGCUCCACGCCACCCUGCCCAACAUGCGGCACAGCGCGCUGGAAUACUACGUCUACACCCUCCGCCGGCCGGCCACGCGCCGACGGCUCCUCCGCUUCGCCCGGCAGCACUACCGGCCCGCCCACGCCUUCCUGUGGGGGCCGCAGCCCAAGAGGCGUGGGGGGGCCGCGGGGGGCGGAGGGGGAGGGGGUGGAGACGACGACGACGGCGAUGAUGACGGAGGCGCCGGGAGCAGCGGGAUUCGGGCGCCCGCCCCGACGCCGGAGCACCGCAGAGGGGCCGGGGACGCGGGCCCCGACUGUGUGCCGCCGUUUUCCCGCCCUCCCAGCCUGCUGGCCGGCCUCGAGGGCGUGGGGGAGGAGGGGAGGGGCGGGGACCACGGUGGUGGUGGUGGUGGAGGUGGUGGUGGUGGUGGUCCGGCUGGAAUGGAGUCCGGGCGUCGGUGUGUUGAAACGAGGGGCUGGGGGGAGGGGGCUGAGGCGUGACACUCUCCCCACCCCCCCUGCCACUAGUCUUGUUUCCGCAUUGAAAGGUGUGUGUGUGUGUUUGUGUGUUGGUAGUGGGAGUGAAGAGAGAGAUAUGGAGAGAGAUAGAGAUAUUAUGAGAGGGAUAGAGAGAGAAAGGAGUGAGAGAGAUAGAAAGAGAGAGAGAGAAAGAGUUAGAGAAUGAUCAUCUGAGCCAAACAACAAUUAUCUUUGCCCCAGUAAAUGUCCUCUUCCCCCGCAAAUACCUUCUAGUGGUGCUCUUGAUCUUGAUAGAUCCAGAAGUAUAGUCUCUCUGGGAGAGAGAAUACCAUCCCACUUGGGACGGGGAGACAAAUUGCCUUCUUUUUUCGUCCUUUAUAUUUAUUUAGGGGCGGAGGCGGAGGUAUCAUUCAGGUCCAGAUCGGAGGCAGAACCUCUGAAAUGAAUGCCAAGACACUUGUUGGUGGUUCACUGCACCGGGGAAACCACAAGCUGUUUUAGAGAAAUGCGGUGGGUGGGGGAGUAGGAAGGCUAAACAAUAUCCUUAAAUGCAGGCACUAACAUUUGUUUAAUUAUGUGAAGGAUGCAAUAGACAAUAGACGCCUCGUUUAUCUUAUUUUCAACUUUUCGGUUUGGUUUAUCAAAGCAAUAUCUGUGAAAGAUAGUGAAUACCGUUUGACUUAAAGUCUGUAUGUUGUGUAGCGAGGCCUAGAUGCUGGUAGCAGACACAAUCCCCUGGUGAUCUCCACGGUAUCCUCUCAGCGCUGCUGUGUUUUUCAGCUGUAGGGUCAAGAGGAGCUUGGUACUUGCUCAGCGGUGCGUGUGGUAUCAGGUGAACGCGGUCCUUUCAUGUGAACUGCACACCAAGCAGUUUGCUCAGUGUGCAUGGUACUGUAUUAACUGUGUCGCACCUUUUGACAAUCUCUUUGUCUUCCUGCUCAAAGUGCUGUGUCCGAUCUUUCUCCUAUUUUUGCAGGCCUUCGUACCUAGGAUUCAGACUCUCCCGCAUAGAGAUAUCGCUGGUUUCAUAGGCAAUGUGUGGAAAAUAUUAUCUUUAUGUUUUUCAAAAUGUUUAUUAAUUAUUUUCUUUGUCAGAGCACAAAUUUGUCCUUAAAAAAGUGAAGAUCAAGGUAAUUUGAAAGGGAAAAGUAAUAUCAGUGAUGUAAUUAAUGUCUUAACCCUUUGUGGCCAAUAUCCUAACAUGUGAUGCCAUUCUCAACAGUGCCACAAAUUUAAAUAAGGUCUAUCUUUCUGGGACCUGUAAGCA
This is a messenger RNA of Gadus macrocephalus (Pacific cod), 2995 nucleotides long. RefSeq names its product opioid growth factor receptor-like 1 (gene ogfrl1). Gene Ontology annotation, molecular function: opioid growth factor receptor activity. NCBI's taxonomy places the organism in Eukaryota, Metazoa, Chordata, Actinopteri, Gadiformes, Gadidae. Gene Ontology annotation, cellular component: membrane. Bases 508 to 1749 code for a protein of 413 amino acids. The record is from RefSeq and is a predicted model, not a curated record. The transcript is spliced from 7 exons.